CAUGCUGAAGAUUGCGCCCAGCGAGAGGCGCAUGUACAGCGGACGUGGUGAGGCCGUUUGCUUCUCCAUGAAGGCUGUCCGCAGGAAGGAAGCAGUGUCGCACGAGAUGGACGGCUCGAUCUCUUGCUGGGGUACCAUGCCAUCAUACUUGGUGGAGCUGCAGCGAUGCGAAGGGCAAGGGCAGCGUGGCCAGCACCUGAAGGAGCGAACUCAGGCCAUGGCCACCGCCAUCCCCAACGGCGGCAUCAUCAAGAUGACGGGCAAGCAAAAGAGGAAGUGGCGCGAGGUCCUGGUCGGGGUCCGCAACAUGAGCAAAGGCCAACUACAGGCCCUCGGCGUCGCAGCCUUGGCAACAGCGAGGAAGUGGAAGCGCGCCGAGGUGAACGAGGCGCUGAUUGCUUACACCAACUGGGCGAAGGAGCAGGAGACGAUGGGCGGCGGCACGUUACACCGUCGCGCUCGUGACAUGCCGAGGUGCGGCAACGAGGUCAGGAGCGGCAACCCCACGGCCGCCAACAUGGUGGAGCACAUGGACGCGAAGGGAGCUCAGUGGAAGCAGAAGUGGGCCAGCUGUCACAGCAGAGCCACUACCCUGGCGAGGCUCGAGAACAGCAGGACGGGACUCAACCACGCGAUCGACAGCACGGCAAAGAGCAAGGCGAAGGGCAUCGAGCAGAUGGGGGCGUUGGCGCAUAAGUGGCUGCCCCCGAGCGCGAGGAAGGAGUUGCAGAGCAUUUUGGUCAGCAUCGAGCGCGCGUGGGCGUGGCCAUGGCAGCUUAUGGCCACGCUGGUGAGCCUACCUCGGAAGGACGUUGGAGGCGAUCGAGCGAUAGGGUUGCUCUCGGAAGUGAUGAAGAUCUGGUCCAAGAUCAGGAGCGACUGCACCAGCGAGCGGGUGCAGCACGUGGCGGGCAAGUGGGGCGCCGCGGUGGCAGGCAACAGCGCGCUGAAGGAGGCGCCGGUGCGCUCCUUCGCCGACGAGGUGCUGGAGUGGACGCCCAUGAAGGUGUACGCGGCGACAGCGCUGUGGGACCUAGCGGAAUUCUACGACACGCUGGAGCCGCUCCUCGUCCUGGAGGAGGGGCUCAGGCUCGGGCUUCCAGCUCGCGCUUUGCACCCGGAGAUGCUGAGCCACCUGAGCGUGCGGCUAGUCAGGGAGAGGUCGGCCUACGUCGUGAGGCAGCUCGUAGCAGCAGGCGCCAACUUGGCUGCGGGAGUGCGACAAGCUGCGCUCAAGCUGUCCAGCAAGUCGGCCGUCAUCGGCAAUGACAUGGAGGUGGUGAAGGAGAUCGCGCUGGAGCUUCGGGCGCGCAACAUCAUGGUGAAGGUGAGGGGUCAGGCCCCAGACUUGGGCAUCGGCAGGGGCCACAGCAUCGGUGGGGGCAAGGGCAAGCACGCGAAGCGUACCGCCCGCGCGGGCCGCCAGGUGGCCAAAGCGCUGAAGAUGGUGUUUGGGAUGGCGCCCAGCGCGGUGACGAAGUGGAGGCGACGGUUGGCCUCAGUGGUCGCCCCGCGGCUUCGGGGUCGGUGCCUCGCGACGCUGAUGCAGCUGGAGCUCGGCGUCGGCGAACCAGCUUUCGGUGCGACUUUCGCGCUGCUGGACUCGUGGAUGCACAUCGUCAGCGACCCGAGGCGCAGGCAGAAGGCCAACAUCAUUUGGCCGAGGAUCGUCGGCAGCAUGCAGAGCAAAUCGGCGCAGCAGAGGCGGCGUGGAGUCACGGGCGUCACGAGGGCCAUGGUGAACGCGCUGAUGGACCUGGGGUGGCAGCCCUGGGGCCCUUGGCACUGGGUUUCCGACGACGGCGAGGAGUUCGGCAGCAGCGACCCGAGCGCCCUCGACGAGGAGGUGGACGCCAGCGCCCUAAUGGCGGCGAUCAAGGACACCAUCGAGAAGAAGCAGUGGACCAGUGCAGCGCAGCACUAUGCAGGAGGUGGACUCGCCGAUGGUGCUGACGUUCGGUCGGCGCGCAAGCAGCUGGGGCGCUUGCGCAAGAAGGGUGAGGGCGACAAGGUGGGCGCGUACAUCGCCAUG
Messenger RNA from Prorocentrum cordatum, 2032 nucleotides. NCBI's taxonomy places the organism in Eukaryota, Dinophyceae, Prorocentrales, Prorocentraceae. The record is from the annotation of a GenBank genome assembly.